This is a messenger RNA of Dreissena polymorpha, 1664 nucleotides long. RefSeq lists its product as uncharacterized. The coding region runs from base 46 to 1470 and encodes 474 amino acids. The record is from RefSeq and is a predicted model, not a curated record. The transcript is spliced from 2 exons. Lineage: Eukaryota; Metazoa; Mollusca; Bivalvia; Myida; Dreissenidae.
GUGUUUAACCUGGCGUCAUGCCACAAGCUGAAAAUAUUGCGUCUAAUGGUAAAUGACAAAGGAGAUGACAUAUAUCUUACAGAUUCUGUCGAUUUGGUAACAUCAGAACUUCCGGUCGUGAUUGUUCUCAACCAUGCAGAGCCAGCUCGGUGUGGAGAUCCUCCUCCAGUCCUGCCCUCAAUACAAUACAUUGACUUGUUGGGGGUCAAAUGUUCCAGUUCCUGGCUACGCAGUCUGUUCAGCACGCUACUGACACUCGAUCAUGAGGUGCAGUGUGAGCUAACUAGCUGUUAUAUUACAUCGACUGGAGAGGGCUCUGUCAGAGAAUCAACCGAACAAAUAUCGACAAAUAUAAGGACGGGUUUUAACAAUACAUUCUACGUGCAACUUUCUCGGUACAGUUUCAUGUUUAGGAAGCCUCUACAUGGUUUUGGGGAGGCUCUACGUGGUCUGAAUAUCAAAUUGCUGCGUAUCAAUGUGGAAUACACGAUAAUGAGCCGUUCACACUUUGUAGCUUUCUUAUAUAAGUCACUUCCAUCACUCUCAUCACUGGAGACACUUGAUGUAUGCGUGGACGAUAUCAGUCCUGAUUUGUGUGAGUAUCUGCACAGUCUGCAUAUCAAGAGUGUGACUCUGAGUCAGAAGGGUAGGUGGAGGGGCGUAAUAGUAAAUCAUGUUUCACAGUUAUCACAGGUUCUCAUAUCGCCCACACAGAUGGAAGCUAUUAUUAUUGACGUGAAUGCCCAUCCAGAUCUGUUAGAGGCUCUGUGUGGUCGGAAUAUAAAUAGUCUCAGCCUAUAUGGAAGUGGAGAACAUUUGGAAGUGAAAAAUGUAUCGGCGUUGUGUAGGUCCCUCUCGUCUCUCAAACAGCUUGAUAAGCUUGAUGUUAUCGUGAACAAUGACACUCCUGGUCUGUGGCAGGCCCUGCAUGGUUUAAAUAUUAAGAGUCUUAGUCUGAGUGGUGGAGAAACAGGUUUGAUAGUGCAUCAUGUAUCGGCGUUAGCACAAAUACUGGCAUCGCUCAUACACCUAGAAACGCUAAGUAUUAAAGUCUCUGAAUACAAUCCCUGUCUAUGGGAGGCUAUCCACGGUCUGAAUAUUAAGUGUUUGAGUCUUUGUAACUUAGGUCAAUUGGAUCACAUAUCGUCGUUAUCGCAGUCACUAGCAUCGCUCACAAAUCUGGAAACGCUUUGUGUAAAAUUCUCUUGUGCAGGCGUUCCCCGUCUAUUGGAGACUGGCUGUGGUCUGAAUAUUACAUGCUUAAGUAUUGAAGCGAGUGGUACCUGCCAACAACUAUGGGAGGCUCUCAUAGGUCUGAAUAUCCAGAGUCUGAGUAUGAGUGGUUUUCGUCAUAUGCGGAAGAACAUACAAGAGGAACAUACGAUAUCUCCGUCUUUUUCAUCGCUCUCACAACUGCAAAUGCUUACACUAUAUGUAAGUGAUUUUUACGACAUACAGCUACCUCAAUAAUUGAAGUAUUUAAAUAUCUACUGGGGUGGUGAAGGGUAUACAUUCCCAUUAAGCGAUAUUGUGGGCAUACUGUCUGCAUGUACUCAGAGAAUUGAGAUUAAACUUGAAUGCGGUGUCCCUUUAACUGAGUCAAUAGAGGGAUACAAACACAAACUGGAGAGGCUGAAAAAUGUCAAGAUGACACGAUUUCUUAU